CCUCCUCCUUCCCCUUAUUUACUCUCUCCCCCGUUUCUUCUUCACAUUUCAAAUCUCUCUCUCUCUCUCUCUCUCACAAAUUUUCCGCCAUUUAUUAAACACAAAUGUUGCACUGAACCAAAGAACAGAGCACAUCGAGGGAGAGAGAGAGAGAGAGAAGAAGAAAAACAGAGCCCCUGUAAGGCUCAAGGGAAUCCCCAUUCCCGUUCAUAUCUUUGGUUUAUGAAGGGUGUCUGAUUCUUCUUCUUCAUCAUCAUCAUCAUCAUCAUCGACGUCAACAACAACAACAAUGGCUGUCUCUUCCCAAUCUUCCUCCUCCUCUGACAAGAAGAACUGGUGGCUCACCAACAAAAAGAUUGUUGAUAAAUACCUCAAAGAUGCUCGAACCCUCAUUGCCACUCAAGAACAGAGAGAGCUUUUGGCUGCUUUGAACCUCAUCGAUGCGGCUUUGGCUCUUUCCCCUAAGCUCGAACAAGCCCUCGAGCUUAAAGCCAGAGCCCUCCUCUGUCUGCGCCGCUUUAAAGAUGUCGCCGAUAUGCUUCAGGAUUAUAUUCCGAGUUUCAAGAUCGCCGGUGAGGAUUCCGGAAGCUCCGAUGCCUCCUCACAGCUGCUCUCCAAGGACCGAGUUAAGCUUCUUGGAUCCUCCGACUCGCCCGGUUGUGACUCGUCCUUUAAAUGCUUCUCCGUUUCCGAUUUGAAGAAGAAGGUCAUGGCUGGACUCUGUAAAAACUGCAACAAAGAAGGGCAAUGGAGAUAUUUGAUCUUGGGUCAAGCUUGUUGUCAUUUGGGGCUGAUGGAAGAUGCCAUGGUUCUUCUUCAGACUGGCAAACGCCUUGCAAUGGCGGCAUAUCGCCGUGAGAGUAUAUGCCGUUCUGAAGAUAGCUUCUCACUGUCUGAUUUCCCUUUCUCUGGUGAGAUAUCGACCACGAAGCCACCGAAUACGCCGCCUCGAGCUCUCUCCGAUUCUGAAACGAUCACCAAUCUCCUUAGCCACAUUAAGCUUCUCAUUCGGAAGAGGACUGCUGCUCUAGCUGCCCUUGAUGCUGGCCUCUAUGCUGAGGCUAUUCGUCACUUCAGCAAGAUCGUCGAUGGUCGCCGAGGUGCCCCUCAAGGCUUCCUUGCUGAAUGUUAUAUGUAUAGAGCCUCUGCUUAUCAAUCGGCUGGUCGAAUUGCAGAGGCCAUUGCUGAUUGCAAUCGAACACUGGCACUGAAUCCUAGCUGCAUUCAAGCUUUAGAGACUCGAGCUGUGCUUUUCGAAACGAUUCGAUGCUUACCUGAUUGUUUGCACGAUCUCGAACAUUUGAAGCUUCUGUAUAAUACCAUGUUGAGGGAUAGAAAGCUGCCCGGUCCGGCUUGGAAGCGACAGACGACUCGAUACAGAGAGAUUCCAGGAAAGCUCUGUGCAUUAACUGUCAAAAUUCAAGGACUGAAGCAGAGAGUUGCUUCUGGAGAAACUGGGAAUGCGGAUUACUAUUCUUUGAUGGGGCUGCGACGUGGGUGUUCGAGGUCGGAAUUGGAGAGAGCUCAUUUGCUGCUAUGUUUACGACACAAACCCGAUAAAGCUACAAACUUUAUCGAGCGGUGUGAACUUUCAGAUGACCGUGAUCUCGAUUCGGUUCUAGACAAGGCAAAAAUGUCAGCAUUGCUGCUAUAUAGAAUGCUUCAGAAGGGCUACUCAAGCAUAAUGGCAACAAUCUCCAACGAGGAAGAGGCAGAGAAACAGAGAAAGAAAGCUGCAGCUGCAUUACAGGCAGCCCAAGCUUUUGCAAUUCAAGUGCAGCAGCAGCAGCAGCAACAACAACAAGCUCAAGAAUGUAAGCUAGAAAGAGAACUCAUCAAAGCUUCAAACACACAAUCCAAACCUCCAAAACCCGGACAUAUCAGCACUUCGACCGCCAAAUCCUCGGACGACAAAUCAGCAUUCCAAGGAGUAUUCUGCCGUGAUCUUGCAACAGUCGGUAAUUUGCUAUCGCAAGUCGGAUUAAACCGACCCCUCCCGGUCAAGUACGAGGCAUUGAGCUGUUAAAUUCACAACUACAAAUCACAAACCAAUCUGUAAAACAUGGGAUUUGAAAAUCUUGAGGUUUUUGGUUGAUACGGCAGGGAAAUCUCUGGUUCAACUUCUCUUAUUUUUGUACAAAACAAAACCAUGUCCAAAAGAAACAAAAUUACUGCCGGAAAAAUUUUGGUCCCUGUUCUUCAUUGUUCUUCAUUUCCACCGUUUGUACAGAAUCAUCAUCAUCAUCAGUUCAGCUUCAACAUUUCAU
Cucurbita maxima (winter squash) is the source of this 2267-nucleotide messenger RNA. RefSeq lists its product as uncharacterized. Bases 290 to 2026 code for a protein of 578 amino acids. NCBI's taxonomy places the organism in Eukaryota, Viridiplantae, Streptophyta, Magnoliopsida, Cucurbitales, Cucurbitaceae. The transcript has 3 exons. The record is from RefSeq and is a predicted model, not a curated record. Gene Ontology annotation, molecular function: protein binding.